Molecule: messenger RNA, 348 nt
Organism: Sphenostylis stenocarpa
Lineage: Eukaryota; Viridiplantae; Streptophyta; Magnoliopsida; Fabales; Fabaceae
Source: the annotation of a GenBank genome assembly
AUGGGUUUUGAGUUGGCUCCAGGAGGAUCUGACUCUGUGGACGUUCCAUCUCCAUGGUCGGGUCGGUUCUGGGCUCGAACCGGAUGUUCCAAAAACGAUGGAGGGUUCACCUGCGCCACCGGUGAUUGUGGCUCCGGCCAACUCGAAUGCAACCGCGCAGGCGUUGUUGUGUGCCCUCACCGUCUUGCUUUUGGAUUUUUAUUCAUCGUCAUUAGGGGUGUCUAUGUUGUUUCUAUGCAUGUGCCUCAGGCAGUGGUGCAGAUGGGAUACUUAGGUAAGUGUGUCCAUGGAAGAAGACCUAAACCCGUCAAUCUCACCACCAAAGUUGGUAUCUUUGUCCCUUUAUAA